AUGCAUCGCGAGGUGUUCAGCUGUUGCCAGCAGCAAGAGAAGCUCUUAGGAAAGAGAGAAAGGGAUGGACGGGGAGAGAAAGGGAUGGACGGGGAGAGAAAGGGAUGGACGGGGAGAGAAAGGGAUGGACGGGGAGAGAAAGGGAUGGACGGGGAGAGAAAGGGAUGGACGGGGAGAGAAAGGGAUGGACGGGGAGAGAAAGGGAUGGACGGGGAGAGAAAGGGAUGGACGGGGAGAGAAAGGGAUGGACGGGGUGAGAAAGGGAUGGACGGGGAGAGAAAGGGAUGGACGGGGAGAGAAAGGGAUGGACGGGGAGAGAAAGGGAUGGACGGGGAGAGAAAGGGAUGGACGGGGAGAGAAAGGGAUGGACGGGGAGGCGGAGGAGGAGGGGGAGGGGGAGGAGGAGGAGGAGGAGGAGGAGGAGGAGGAGGAGGAGGAGGAGGAGGAGGAGGAGGAGGAGGAGGAGGAGGAGGAGGAGGAGGAGGGGGAGGGGGAGCAGUAAGAAGAGGAGGAGAGGGAGAGGCGGGAGGGCAGCAGCGAGCCUCCUUUGGAGCGUUGGAACAUGCGGUGCAGCCAGUAAGUGGGCGUGCCGUAGAGGCGGUGUGA
Molecule: messenger RNA, 606 nt
Organism: Closterium sp. NIES-65
Lineage: Eukaryota; Viridiplantae; Streptophyta; Zygnematophyceae; Desmidiales; Closteriaceae
Source: the annotation of a GenBank genome assembly